AGAGGCUGUGGGAGAAGGGAGGGACCAAAGGAGGGAGCAGAGAGGGCUUCCAAGCCAGUUCGCCGACUAAGCAGAAGAAAGAUCAAAAAACGGAAAAGGGAAGAGCAAACAGGCACUUUCAGGAGCAAUCCCCUCACCUCCAAGCCGACUGCGCUCUAGGAAUCCAAAUUCCGUUCCUUCAGAAGACAAAGGCGCCCCCGAGAGAGCGGCGGCGCGACCCCAGGGCGUGGGCCCCGCCGCGGAGCCCGCACCGCCCGGCGCCCCGACGCCGCGGACCAUGUCUCCCGCCCCUCGACCCUCCCGCAGCCUCCUGCUCCCCCUGCUCACGCUCGGCACGGCGCUCGCCUCCCUCGGCUGGGCCCAAGGCAGCAACUUCAGCCCCGAAGCUUGGCUGCAGCAGUAUGGCUACCUACCUCCCGGGGACCUUCGAACCCAUACACAGCGCUCACCCCAGUCACUCUCAGCUGCCAUUGCCGCCAUGCAAAAGUUCUAUGGUUUACAAGUGACAGGCAAGGCUGACGCGGACACCAUGAGGGCCAUGAGGCGCCCUCGCUGUGGUGUUCCGGAUAAGUUUGGGACUGAGAUCAAGACCAAUGUUCGGAGGAAGCGUUAUGCCAUUCAGGGCCUCAAAUGGCAACAUAAUGAGAUCACUUUCUGCAUCCAGAACUACACUCCCAAGGUAGGGGAGUACGCCACCUUCGAGGCCAUUAGGAAGGCCUUCCGAGUAUGGGAGAGUGCCACGCCACUGCGCUUCCGUGAAGUGCCCUACGCCUACAUCCGGGAAGGCCACGAGAAGCAGGCCGACAUCAUGAUCUUGUUUGCUGAGGGUUUCCACGGCGACAGCACGCCCUUUGACGGUGAAGGAGGCUUCCUGGCUCAUGCUUAUUUCCCAGGCCCCAAUAUUGGAGGGGAUACCCACUUUGAUUCCGCUGAGCCCUGGACUGUCCAAAAUGAGGACCUAAAUGGGAAUGACAUCUUCCUGGUGGCUGUGCAUGAGCUGGGCCAUGCCCUGGGCCUGGAGCACUCCAACGAUCCCUCCGCCAUCAUGGCCCCCUUCUACCAGUGGAUGGACACCGAGAACUUCGUGCUGCCUGAUGACGACCGCCGUGGCAUUCAGCAGCUUUAUGGCGACAAGUCAGGGUCACCCACGAAGAUGCCCCCUCAACCCAGAACUACCUCCUGGCCCUCUGUCCCAGACAAGCCCAGAAAUCCCACCUAUGGCCCCAACAUCUGUGAUGGGAACUUUGACACCGUGGCCAUGCUCCGAGGGGAGAUGUUUGUCUUCAAGGAGCGAUGGUUCUGGCGGGUGAGGAAUAACCAAGUGAUGGAUGGAUACCCAAUGCCCAUCGGCCAAUUCUGGAGGGGCCUCCCCGCAUCCAUCAAUACUGCCUAUGAGAGGAAGGAUGGCAAAUUCGUCUUCUUCAAAGGAGAUAAGCACUGGGUGUUUGACGAAGCUUCCCUGGAACCCGGGUACCCCAAGCACAUUAAGGAGCUGGGACGAGGACUGCCGACUGACAAGAUUGAUGCGGCUCUCUUCUGGAUGCCCAAUGGGAAGACCUACUUCUUCCGGGGAAAUAAGUACUACCGAUUCAAUGAGGAAUUCAGGGCAGUGGACAGCGAGUACCCCAAAAACAUCAAAGUCUGGGAAGGAAUCCCUGAGUCUCCCAGAGGGUCAUUCAUGGGUAGCGAUGAAGUCUUCACGUACUUCUACAAGGGGAACAAAUACUGGAAAUUCAACAACCAGAAGCUGAAGGUCGAGCCAGGGUACCCCAAAUCAGCUCUUCGGGACUGGAUGGGCUGCCCGUCAGGGGGCAGGCCGGAGGAGGGGACUGAGGAGGAGACGGAGGUCAUCAUCAUUGAGGUAGACGAGGAAGGCGGUGGUGCUGUGAGCGCAGCCGCCGUGGUCCUGCCUGUGCUGCUGCUGCUCCUGGUGCUGGCGGUGGGCCUUGCCGUCUUCUUCUUCAGACGCCACGGGACCCCCAAGCGACUGCUUUACUGCCAGCGUUCGCUGCUGGACAAGGUCUGACCCCCACCGCUGGCCCACCCGCUUCUACCACAAGGACCUUGCCUCUGAAGGCCAGUGGCAGCAGGUGGUGGCCGGUGGGCUGCUCCUACCCGUCCUGAGCCCCCUCCCUCCAGCCUCCCUUCUCAGCCCCUAAUUGGCCUCUCCCACCCUCACCCCCGGCAUUGCUCUGUCCAUAGGUGGGUCCCCUGAGGGCUGAGCAGGAAGAUGGUCCGGCCUCUGGCCCUCAAGGGAACCUCACAGCCUGGUGUGUGUCCAGCCCCUAUUUGAAUGUUGUCAGGGCUCAUGCACUCGAAGGCAAGACCCUCUGACCUCACGGGCAGAGGCCAAAUGGGGUCACCUGCUUCUCCAUCCACCUUACUACAUACCUUAAACCUUUGAACUCUGACCUCAGGAGGCUCUGGGCAUGUGAGCCCCAUAAGUACCAAGUGUACCCAGUUGGCAGCCUCUCACCACUCCUGACUAAAAGAAAUUUUAGGAGUGUGUGUGUUCAGAGGUGGAAAGAUUGCUCAGCUACACUAAAGACUUUGGUUUAAAAGAGAAUAAGAAGAAAGAAAAGAGAGAAAGAAAAAAAAAGCUCAAAGAGAGUGUUGGUGGCUUAGGUAGCCAAGUUCCUCUCCACAAAGAUCUGCCUCUAUCCAGCCCAGCCAGGGGAAUGGCCAAAGGAGCCUGAGCCAUUAAGGACUAAAUGGGUCUGAGGAGAGCCUUGGAAAACCUGAUGCCUCCUGAACGUUAGCCUGGGAUGUCAAGCUCAGGGUUGGAAGAGCUGAAAUCAGGGGGAAUGGCCCAGGUGCAGUGAGGUCAAGGGGAGACAGCAGGAUCCGGAGCAUGGAGGAUGAGCGGGAUGGCUCGUAGCAGAAAAAAACCUUGUUCAAAUGCAAGUAGCAGGGGCUGGGACCCAAAGACAGCAAUGAGAGAGGACAGGAAGCGAGGUGUGGUGGUGGCAGUGUAUGCCGGGAAUGUAGGCAGAAUGCAGGGCACACACAGGGCCCUGUGAUACCCAGGAGUGGGCUUUAUUGGAUCUCUCAGAAAGGGUCUUACGGAAACCACACUGGCCUCUGUCUCCUUUCUCACUGACAGUGUGGAAGGGAAGGAUAAGAGUGGAGAUGGGAGUGAAAAGAGCAUAUAGACAGGGACUGGGGCCUCAGCAGAGACCAGCGGAGGCUGUCAGAGGCCUGGGCUGGCUCCGUCUGCCUCACUUCCCUAGUGCAGCAGGUGCUUGGGUGCUUCUGGGUAGGAUGGGCCUCCAUUUCCCGGUGCAGGCGCUCCUCGGCCCAUUUUCCCUGUGUCCUGCCGUUUCUCUUCCCUAUCCAGCUGACCCACUUAAAGUCUCCUUCAGCCACUGGAGGUGGUCAUGGUACUGGGGACUUGGGAGAGAGAGUGAGACCCUGUGGAGGGAAUGAGAGGAGUGUCUGGGUGGGGUUUGGGGAUAGGGAAAAUGGGGUGAACGGUGCUGGAAGCCCAGCUAAAUUUCUGUUGUUUGGGUUUUUUGUUUUGUUUUUUUUUUAAUGUAUAUUUUUAUUAUAAUUAUUAUA
Molecule: messenger RNA, 3558 nt
Organism: Psammomys obesus (fat sand rat)
Lineage: Eukaryota; Metazoa; Chordata; Mammalia; Rodentia; Muridae
Gene: Mmp14
Product: matrix metallopeptidase 14
Exons: 10
Coding region: 278-2026 (582 amino acids)
Biological process (GO): zymogen activation; skeletal system development; collagen catabolic process
Cellular component (GO): extracellular matrix
Molecular function (GO): metalloendopeptidase activity; zinc ion binding
Source: RefSeq, a predicted model, not a curated record